AUGAUGAUAUACAACAACAAGACCAUUUUUCACCCAGACACAUUUUUCCUCAUUGGAAUCCCAGGUCUGGAAAAGUUUCACGCCUGGAUCUCCCUGCCUUUCUGCUCUGUUUACCUUGUGGCUUUGCUGGGCAACGCUACAAUUCUCUUAGUCAUCAAGACAGAACAGACCCUCCGGGAGCCCAUGUUCUACUUUCUGGCCAUCCUUUCAACUAUUGAUUUGGCCCUUUCUACAAGCUCUGUGCCCCGCAUGCUGGGAAUCUUCUGGUUUGAUGCUCACGAGAUUAACUUUGGAGCUUGUGUGGCUCAGAUGUUUUUAAUCCAUGCCUUCACUGGAAUGGAAGCUGAGGUUCUGGUGGCUAUGGCCUUUGACCGUUAUGUGGCCAUCUGUGCUCCACUCCACUACAAGACCACCCUGACUUCCCGGGUGCUUCUGGGCAUCACAAUGUGUAUUGUAAUUCGCCCAGUCCUGUUUACACUUCCCAUUAUCUAUCUCGUCUACCGCUUGCCCUUUUGUCAGGCUCAUGUCAUAGCUCAUUCCUACUGUGAGCACAUGGGCAUUGCAAAAGUGUCCUGUGGAAACAUCCGUAUCAAUGCUAUCUAUGGGCUCUUUGUUGUCUCCCUCUUCCUUCUGAACUUGGUCCUUAUUGGCAUCUCAUAUGUUUACAUUCUCCGUGCUGUCUUCCACCUCCCAACACAGGAUGCUCGGCUAAAAGCCCUCAGCACUUGUGGCUCUCAUGUUGGGGUCCUCUGUGUUUUCUAUAUCCCGUCAGUCUUCUCUUUCCUCACUCACCGCUUUGGACACAACAUACCACGCUACGUUCACAUUCUUAUUGCCAAUCUCUAUGUGGUUAUCCCACCUUCUCUCAACCCCAUCAUUUAUGGUGUGAGAACCAAACAAGUAAGAGAGCAAGUGCUCUCUGUGUUCAAGAUAAACUAA
This is a messenger RNA of Galeopterus variegatus (Sunda flying lemur), 939 nucleotides long. RefSeq names its product olfactory receptor 52J3-like. Bases 1 to 939 code for a protein of 312 amino acids. Gene Ontology annotation, molecular function: G protein-coupled receptor activity; olfactory receptor activity. The transcript has a single exon. Gene Ontology annotation, biological process: G protein-coupled receptor signaling pathway. The record is from RefSeq and is a predicted model, not a curated record. Lineage: Eukaryota; Metazoa; Chordata; Mammalia; Dermoptera; Cynocephalidae. Gene Ontology annotation, cellular component: membrane.